GAGCAGCAGCCACCUCGAACAACAAGGAAGUGGCCAAGUGGCACACUCCAGUCGAGAUGGCACCGAGUGGACUAAAAGCGGUCGUAGGCGAAAAAAUCAUAAAUGGAGUUAUCAAGAGUGUGAAGAAAGAUGGUGAAUGGAAGGUUCUCAUUGUUGACCACCUGAGCAUGAGAAUACUAUCCUCCUGUUGUAAGAUGUCUGAUAUUUUGGCAGAAGGUGUUACAAUUGUGGAGGACAUCAACAAGCGCAGAGAACCAAUAUCAAGUCUGGAGGCUAUUUAUUUGAUCUCCCCCAUGGAGAAGUCUGUUCAAGCUCUGAUUAAUGAUUUUAAAGACACUGCCUUUACUUACAAAGCAGCACACAUCUUCUUUACGGAUGCUUGUCCAGAUGGGCUGUUUGCUCAGAUUGGGAAAGCCAGAGUUGCUAAAGUGAUCAAAACUUUGAAAGAGAUCAAUGUAGCUUUUCUGCCAUAUGAGUCCCAGGUCUUCACCCUAGAUGACCCAGGCUCUAUGCACUCCUUCUACAGCUCAAAGCCUACUCUGGACAGGGACAAAAUGAUGGAAAAUCUUGCAGAGCAGAUAGCCACUCUGUGCGACACACUGAAGGAAUACCCCGCCAUCCGAUACCGCAAAGGACCAGAGGAGAAUGCUCGACUGGCAAAUGAAGUCUACCUGCGUCUGAAUGCUCACAAGGCUGACAACCCAAGCAUGGGAGAGGGUGCAGACAAGGCAAGAUCCCAGCUUUUGAUUGUUGAUCGUGGUUUUGAUCCUCUUUCACCCAUCCUGCAUGAGCUGACCUUUCAAGCUAUGGCUUAUGACUUGUUAGAAAUCAAUCAGGAUAUCUACAGAUAUCAGACCACAGGCAUUGGAGAUGCAAAGGAGAGGGAAGUGUUACUGGAUGAAGAUGAUGAACUUUGGGUUCAGCUCAGACACAUGCACAUAGCUGAUGUCACCAAGAAAGUGACAGAACUUUUACGUGGGUUUUGUGAGAGCAAGAGAAUGUGCACUGACAAUGCCAACAUUAAAGAUCUGUCCCAGAUGUUGAAGAAGAUGCCACAAUAUCAGAAAGAGCUUAGCAUGUACUCUACUCACCUGCACCUGGCUGAAGCUUGUAUGAAGAAAUUUAAGGCCUCUCUUGAUAAACUUUGUGAGGUAGAACAGGAUCUCGCUAUGGGAGCAAAUGCAGAAGGGGAGCCUCUAAAAGAUGCGAUGAAGAGCAUUGUCCCUGUGCUGCUUAACAAUGAAAUUGAAGCCUAUGACAAAAUACGCAUCAUACUGCUGUACAUAUUUCACAAGAAGAAGGGCAUCGGUGAAGAGAACCUUGCCAAGCUUAUCCAACAUGCUAACAUACAGGAGGAUAGAGGGAUCAUAACUAACUUGCAGAAUCUGGGCUGCAACAUCAUUGCUGGGGGAAGAAAUGCCGGAAAAACUCUACCAGACCGAAAGGAGCGCACAGAGAGCACAUACCAGCUUUCAAGAUGGACACCCACCAUUAAAGAUAUCAUGGAGAAUGCUGUAGAUGACAAACUGGACAAAAAGCAAUGGCCUUUUGUUGCUGAUCCAGCUCCAAUCAAUACAACUACCACUGCAGUCAGUAGUGCACGUUUUGGACACUGGCAUAAGAACAAGUCUCCAACAGAAUAUCGAUCUGGCCCUCGUCUCAUCAUUUUUAUUAUUGGAGGGUUGUCCCACUCAGAAAUGCGUUCGGCUUAUGAAGUCACUCGAGCUACUGACGGAAAGUGGGAAGUGGUCAUUGGUUCAUCUCAUAUAUUGACUCCCACCAUCUUUCUAAACGACCUGAAGAGUCUCGACCAAGUUCCAAACCCUGACAAUUAGAAAUAUCUGCCCUGGCAUUUCAGAGCAGGCUUUGUUAGGAGUAUAUAAUGUUUAUAAUGACUAAAUAAAGAAGUGAUUAUUUUAAUGUUAAUUAAUAAAUGGGUUGCCUAGACUGCCAUGGUAAAUAGUUCUUGAAUGAUAGAUGCACGCAUUAAAAUAAUUUUGUGUUUUGUUAUAUUUUGUUUUCCCUCGAUCUUCUCUUAAAAUCUUUUUUCCACUACUUUAGGUCACAUUCUGUUAUGAAUAUACACUGGAUUUGUUAGAGGAAUAUACACACAUAUAUAUUUAUAUAAAUCAUGUGAUGUUUUUUCUUGUUUUUUCUGCUGUAUGAAGUAUUACCACUUUUGGUACUUGGCUUGAAACAACUGUGAUAAAAAUUAAAAUGAUAAUAAAACU
Periophthalmus magnuspinnatus is the source of this 2231-nucleotide messenger RNA. RefSeq names its product syntaxin binding protein 2 (gene stxbp2). Lineage: Eukaryota; Metazoa; Chordata; Actinopteri; Gobiiformes; Gobiidae. The record is from RefSeq and is a predicted model, not a curated record. Gene Ontology annotation, biological process: vesicle-mediated transport; intracellular protein transport; neurotransmitter secretion. The transcript is spliced from 19 exons. The coding region runs from base 57 to 1835 and encodes 592 amino acids. Gene Ontology annotation, molecular function: syntaxin-3 binding. Gene Ontology annotation, cellular component: plasma membrane; secretory granule.